Messenger RNA from Topomyia yanbarensis, 852 nucleotides. RefSeq lists its product as uncharacterized. Bases 1 to 852 code for a protein of 283 amino acids. The transcript has 2 exons. The record is from RefSeq and is a predicted model, not a curated record. NCBI's taxonomy places the organism in Eukaryota, Metazoa, Arthropoda, Insecta, Diptera, Culicidae.
AUGGAAGCUAUCGUGGAAGAUGAGUUACAACGCUUGCAAACACUAAAUAUCAUUACUCCGGUAACGUUUUCCGAGUUGGCAGCGCCCAUCGUAGUUGUCCGGAAACCUGACCGUUCUGUUCGGCUUUGUGCUGAUUUUUCUACUGGACUCAAUAACGCAUUGGAGCCGAACAAUUACCCACUUCCACUACCCGAAGACAUUUUUGCCCGCAUGGCAAACUGUACCAUCUUCGGAUACAUUGACCUGUCCGACGCAUAUUUGCAAGUGGAAGUCGAUGAAGAAAAUCGGAAGCUGGUAGUAAUCAACACCCACAAUGGGUUAUUCCAGUUCAACCGUCUCUCUCCCGGAAUUCGAACGGCUCCUGGAGCAUUCCAGCAAAUAAUGGACGCAAUGCUCAGUGGUCUGCAGUGCACCUGUCUAUAUUUGGAUGACAUCAUCGUAGACGGGCGGACGCGCCAGGAACUCAUGCAAAACUUACAGGAGGUCUGCAAACGCCUGCAUGAGAAUGGGUUCACUGUGAAGAUUUGCAAGUGUCAGUUCUUCAUGAACCAAGUGAAGUAUCUGGGACAACUGUUGGACGCAGAAGUCACGUACAAAAUCAUUGCCGCAGAGACCGAAGGAGACAAAAUCUUGCAGAAGGUGAAACAUUACGUCAUCUACGGUUGGCCAGUAAGCAAGAAAACUGUUGGAAAUCCAGAAAUUGAACAGUUUUUUGCUCGACUGGAGUCACUCAGCAUCGCACACAAGUGUCUUAUGUACGGAGAAAGAAUCAUUAGUCCCAGAAAACUGCAGCAGCGAGUUCUGGACCAGCUCAUAAGGGUCAUCCGGGCAUUGAUCGAACCAGAUCAUUAG